AUGCCUCCAAAAUAUUUAUCUGGAUCUCAAAAAAGGAAAAGAAAACAAAGAGAAGAGGCACUUAUUCAAAGUCAGGCAGGAGAUAUUAAUAAAUACUUUAAUAUCAAUAACAAAAUAACUGUGGAACAGAAGAUUGAUAACUUGUUGGAUGUUGAACAAGAAAUUGUGAAUGACUUGGAUGAAGAAGAUAAUGAUAAUAUUUCUGUUAUUCAGCCUGAAACUAUAGAUCAAGAGAUUAUUUCAGAUUUGAAUAUUGAUGAUCCUGGAAAAUGGGAAAAAAUUGAUCAAAAAUUAAGAGAUUUUUUAGUGGAAAAGGGUCCAACAAGAAUUGAUGGCAUCUUGUUUCCUAAAGAUAAAGCUGGUAGACAUUUUGAUGCAUUGCAUUAUAACCGAAUACUGCAAAAUGGAGAAAAAAAGGAUAGAAAAUGGCUAGUUUAUUCAUCUUCCUUGGAUAGAAUAUUUUGUUUUUGUUGUAAGUUGUUCAUAAAUCACAACAACAAGAAUACAAUUAGUCAAUUAGCUACUGAAGGCUACAAGGAUUGGCAUAAUUUGACUCGAUGUCUUACAAUGCAUGAAGGAAGUAAGGAACAUAUUGGUUGUAUGACAACAUGGAAUGAUUUGGAGAAAAGACUGAAAAAAAAUAAGACAAUUGAUGAAAGCAUUCAGAUAGAAAUUAAUAAAGAAAAAGAGCAUUGGAGAUUAGUAUUAAAGCGGUUAAUUGCUGUUGCCUAUAGACUUGCAAAAAAUAAUCUAGCAUAUCGAGGAAAUUGUGAAAAGCUUUAUGUUGAGAAUAAUGGUAAUUUUUUACAAAUGAUUGAAAUGAUUGCUGAGUUCGAUCCAAUAAUGCAAGAGCACAUACGACGUAUUCAAGCACAUGAGACACAUUAUACAUAUCUUGGUCCAAAAAUUCAAAAUGAACUGAUUCAGAUGUUGGCAAAUGAAGUAAAAGCUGCAAUUCUUAGAAAAAUCAAAGAAGCAAAAUAUUAUUCAGUUAUACUAGAUUGCACUCCAGACAUAAGUCACGAGGAACAAAUGUCUCUUGUAAUACGUUGUGUGGAUAAUUCAACAAGCUCUGUUAUGGUUGAAGAAUACUGGGUAUCUUUUUUGAAAGUAGAUGACACUUCUGGAUUUGGACUUUUUACUGAACUAAAAAAUGUGUUGAAUGAUCUCGAACUUAAUAUUGAUGAUAUAAGAGGACAGGGGUAUGACAAUGGAUCCAAUAUGAAAGGAAAAUAUAAUGGGGUGCAAAAAAGAUUACUUGAAAUAAAUCAUAGAGCCUUUUAUACACCUUGUGGAUGUCAUAGUUUGAAUUUGGCAUUAUGUGAUAUGGCUAAUUGUUGUUCUAAAGCUAUGUCUAUGUUUGGAGUGAUACAACGUAUUUAUACAUUGUUUUCAUCUUCUACAAAGCGUUGGAAAGUUUUUAAAAAUCACGUAGAAGGCUUGACAGUUAAGCCAUUGUCACAAACUCAUUGGGAAAGUCAUGUUGAAAGCGUGAAAGCUAUAAAAGAACAAACAUCAAAAAUUAGAGAUGCUUUACUUGAUUUGGCACAAACGAGUAAAGAUCCAAAAACAAAGAGUGAAGCUGAAUCAUUGGCAACAUAUGAACUUGAAAAUUUUGAAUUCUUGCUUGGCAUGGUAAUUUGGUACAAGUUGUUGCAUGCGAUCAAUACUGUGAGUAAAUUUCUUCAAGGUGAAAAUAUGGAUAUUGAUAUUGCAAUUAAACAAUUAAAAGGACUUAUUCUUACUUUUGAGGAGUAUCGAGAGUUUGGAUUUGAUAAGGCCAUGAUAGAAGCAAAGCAAAUGGCAGAAGAAAUGGAGAUUGAAGCUACAUUUAAAGAAAAACGCAUUAUCCGAAGAAAGAAACAAUUUGAUGAAAGUAGUAGUGAAGAUGUGAUGCAAUCAGCUGAAGAAUCUUUUAGAGUUAAUUAUUUUAUUUUCUUAAUGGAUCAAGCUAUUUCUUCACUAAAAACUCGAUUUGAACAAUUUCAGAAGUACGAAGAAACAUUUGGGUUUUUGUUCAAUCCAGAAAGAUUAAAGUUUGCUAAUGAUGAUAAUCUAAUGAAAUCUUGUAAAAAUCUCGAAGAAACAUUGAGAUAUAAUGGCAAGUCAGAUAUUGAUGGAGAUGAUCUGUAUAUGGAGUUAUCAAUCUUGAAACAGUCUUUACCAGUGGAAGCAAAAAGAGCAAUAGAUGUUUUGAAUUAUCUGAAAAAUAUGGAUGAUUGUUAUCCAAAUACUCAUGUUGCAUACAGAAUUUUAUUGACCAUACCAGUUACAGUGACAUCUGCAGAAAGGAGCUUUUCCAAGUUGAAGUUAAUUAAAACAUAUCUUCGAUCAACCAUGUCACAAGAAAGAUUAAAUGGAUUGGCGAUGUUGUCUAUUGAAAAGAAAAUAGUUGAACAUCUUGACUAUACAAGCUUAAUUGAUAUUUUUGCAGCUAAAACAGCAAGACGCGUUGUAUUCAAAUGA
This is a messenger RNA of Zingiber officinale, 2466 nucleotides long. RefSeq lists its product as uncharacterized. The transcript has a single exon. Bases 1 to 2466 code for a protein of 821 amino acids. NCBI's taxonomy places the organism in Eukaryota, Viridiplantae, Streptophyta, Magnoliopsida, Zingiberales, Zingiberaceae. Gene Ontology annotation, molecular function: protein dimerization activity. The record is from RefSeq and is a predicted model, not a curated record.